AUGACCCAUCGACACAUGGGCGAUCCGAACAUGAGCAAAACGAUGAAACGCCUCGAUUCGCCGGCGAAGAGCAGCGACAAGUCGCUCACGCCGCCGAGCUUGAACCACGCCGCUGGCGAUGCGUUUAGGUUCGAGUUUUUGUUCAUUUUUCAAUUCUGAUUUUCAUAAAAAGGAGGUUUUAUUUCCAAAGGAUUUUUGGUAGGUAGGGAAACGAUUUUCUUGUGAAACCCACGCCAGUUUUUAAAUGCGUAACAUUCUUCAAAAGUAAUGAAACUAAUGAGACAAUUUCUGUUUUUAAGCACGGAUAGCGCUUCUAAAAAUCAAUUGAUUCAGUUUAGUUGGAUUUUUUUAUUUAGGAUAAUUCUUUCUUUUCAUUUUAAAUAGGUCCUUUUUUUCGUUUUAUUACAAUGGUUAUAAUUCUCCCUCAGCUCAAGUAAAUAAGAAUAAUCGAAAAAACUAUCAACAGUACAAAGUUUAUCAUUUUAAUUCUUGCCUUCUAUAUAUUUACAAAAUAAAUUUCGUCUUGUCAUGAAAAUUUCGAAAACUAGCUAUUCCAUUAUUUCACCAAGCUGCUCAUUGAUUAGGAUUUCUUCUAAUAACCUACAUUUUCAGGUCGAACACAUCCAGUCCCCUGUUGGACACUGAGCCAUUUCCGAUGGACGAUCCGAAGAAAUGCCCGUAUUGUCACAAAAACUUCAGAAAGGUUCAGCUUUUUUUAUUGCUUUGUACUUUUAAAUUAAAUUUUUGUUUUAUAUUGAAAAAUUUUCAGCCACGAGUGCUCGAUUGCCUGCACUCGAUGUGCGAAGAUUGCAUCAUCGCGCAACUUGAUGGUCGCCGUGAGCAGAAAAAUGAUCGCCUCCGCGAUCCGACCGAUUGCGAGCUUGAAGCUCCUAAAGGUGAUCUUCAUGUUUUAUUUUAUGCUCACUUUUUUUAACCUUAUAAACUCGAAAAGUGAAUAAAAUUGGUUUCCAGUGACUGAACGUCCCACGCCGCCAGGCGUCAUCCGGUGCCCGAUUUGCGCCCAAGAAUCUCACGUCGGAAACGACGUCCGCUACGUCCAUUCAAUGCUUCUCGAUUACGUACGAUGCGAAUCGGAAAGUCAGGGUCCAACGGAAUCGUUUUGCAGGUGCGACUCGCCGAAUGCGACGAAAUCGUCCAGGGAGACCGACGUUGCCGGGCUUGCAAGAGCGAGCAGCCGGCCGUCGCCUUCUGCAAGCAGUGCCAGUCGGAUCUCUGCUCCAGCUGUCUCUCUGCCCACAGUGUCAUGCGCAUGUUCGACAGUCAUGUCGUCCGUUUUUCUUUCCUUUUUUUUUUGGCACAGAUGUGCCCUUUCCCGAAAAAAGAAGUCUGCGGUCUGUACUGACUCUUUUCUGCAAAAAAAAUGCGCCCUUCCUUCGAAAAAAAAACCUGCGGUCUUCCUAUACUUUUUUUUUGCAAAGUGUUCUUUUCCAAAAAAAAAGUCUGCAAAUGCUACAUCUUUUUUUUCGGCACAGAUGUGCCCUUUUCCUUAGAAAAAAAUCUGCGAGCUUUCUGGCUUUUUUUUUUCCCCGGAAAAAGUGCGAUCUCAACACUACUUUUUUCUGACCUUUUGUGAAGGGGUUUUUUGGAUUUCAUCGAAAUUUUUAAAAAAUUUGUAAGCAAAAUAAAAAAAAAACGUAUUCCUUGCAAUAAUUGACACUAGCUUUAGAAAAAAUCUGAUUAUUUUAUUAAGUGAAAUAGAAAGAUUAAUAGUUAAAAAUGUAGACAGAAGUUUACGAAAUUUUUUUUUCAGGAGAUUUGAUUUUUCAAAUCUCAGAAAAAAGAAAGAAAGGAGAAGAUGGACAAAUGAAUCAUUACCUUGAAACUGUUUUUCCGAAAUUCAAGCGAGUCGUUAAAAUAAUUUAUUUCCUCCAGGUAACCACUUAUGAAGAGCUGGAAAAGAACGGCUUCCAACACGAUGUCCGCCCGGUUCUCUGUCCGAUCCACUCGCAAACUUUCAAGAUGCUCUGCGCCACCUGCGAAACGAUGGCCUGCAAACAGUGCUUGGAAAUGGAGCAUAUCAAUCAUAAGGUACUUGAAUAUUCGAAUUCGAAGUUUGAAAGAAGUAAAUUUGAGGUCAUCGAAGUCACUGAGCCGGUGAUCCUCGCCAUCCAGAAUGAGAUCCGUGGACUGGCCGAUCGUGUUGAUCAGAAGGUUUUUUUUUGCUUUUUAUUGGGAUUAAUUUUAUUCAUAAUUUCGUUCAAAAGUUUCGAUGUUUUUCGUUCUCUUUUCAUCCUUUUUUUGUAAUUUUUCAGUCGUAAUUGGUCUGAAGCUUUAUUUUUAUAUAGUACUACUUUCAAUUAAGUUCUGAAGAUUUUACUUUCUGUGACGGCAGGAAAAAUUAAAUCCAAAAAUUAUUCAUGGAAACGGUGUAAAAAAAUUCAAUUUUUUUCAAACUUUACUUUUUGAAGUUUCUCAAUUUUUUUCAGAUAAUUUUAUCGAUUUUCAUAAACAUUAAUAAAAAAACCAAUACGAAGGCUGAAAAAUCAGCUUUUUUGAGUUUAGAUAGUUUUUGACUUCAAAAAAAGUGGAAAAAUUUGUCAGAGCAUCGAAACCUUAUAAAUAAAAACAAUUUUUUUCUUUGAAUCAAUUGAAAUAUUUCAGUGGCGAAACUCGUUGAGCGAGUGGAGCGUGAUCCCUGACCGAUCGGCGGCCCUUCACGAACAGUACGAAAUAGUCAAGUUGCGCUUGGACUCGACCUUUGACGAGCUCGCAAAGGCCUUGGAAGACGUCAAGACGAGGAAGUUCGCCGAGUUGGAAGAGGCCCGACUCCGCCAGGAGCAGAAUAUCGAGGAACUCUACCGCAAGAUGAACCUCAAUGAGGCUCGCGUCGGGGAUGCCAUCACGUAUGUUUUUUGUUGAUUUUUUUGAGGAAUUUAUGGAUGAUUAUUUGGAGUGGAUAAGGAAAAAAAAAAAUUAAUUUCCUUCUGAGAAGACUACCUUAGAAAAUAUUUUAUCAGGGUCAAAAAAAAGUUCAGGAUGUACAAGCUCAACUUUCAUUAAAAUUCCUCAUUUUUAUAAAAAAUAUAUGUAGAAACCCCAAAUCCUAUUUAACCAACUUAUCAUAGAACUCUCCCAGUAGUAAUAUGAAAAUAUUUUUCAGAUUUUCACAACGUCUCCUCGACCAUUUCAAUGGGAUGGAACUCGUCGCCAGCCGACGCAAAGUCAUCCAGCAACUCAACAACUUGUCCCACACCAUGCCGGCUCUCGGAAUUCAGGUUUCCCACCGAAAUUAUGCUUAUUAUAAUUUUUUUGAAAAUUUUUUUCAGUUUGUUCUGGAGUACCAGCCGAUCAGCCGAAAGCAGAUGGACGCUCAUUUGAACAACUUGGCCGGCAUUAUUCAAGGUAUGAAAAUUAUCUGAGAUUGUGAGAAGUUAGGUGAGAAAAAUGUUUGAAAAUUAGGAAUGAAUUUUUAUUGUAUUUAUGGGUAUACAGUUUGAAGAAGAGACAUGUUUAUCAUUUUUUAGAAUAAGUUUUGUUUGCUAAGCCUUGAAACCUUUUUUUAAUGCAUUGCGGUUGCGCUGCGGUUUGAGACAGAAUUUUGAAGUUUAGUGGAACCUAAGAUUUGAAAUUCUGAAGUGAAAUUUCGUUUUUUGGCCUUUCCUGAGCGUUUUGAAGCCGUCACGAGUUGAACCAUUCCAAAUGCGACCCUUUGAAAAUUUCGAUUAACUCUGAAUUUCGCCUGUUCGAUUAUAAGUUUUGAGAUGUCCCUGUCGCAAUCGAAUUAUCUUUUUAAUAGAACAAUUUUUUUUCAGCCCGCACAGUUGCUCCGCCAGCCAAGGAAAGCGCUACGAAUGGCAGCGAAGUUUCUUCGACGAGAGCCUCUCAGGAUGGCGGAAAUGGUCCUUUUUCUAUCUUCUUCAGUUCAAUAAUAACGAAUUGUUAUUGCAGAUUGGGGCCGUGGAACGCCUACAAUUUCUGGCGGCACUAUUGGCGGUGGAAUCGCUCUGGGAGCGAUCGGAAAUGAACGCAAGAAGAAUGCCAAUUUGAAUGGGUUCGUUUGAAGAUCUAUGUGGGGGAAUAUGUGAAAAAAAAAAAUCGAUUUAUAGCAUAAUUUAUAGAGAAAAAAACAAUAUCGCAAUAACCAUUUUUGAUCUUUUCCAGAAAUUCUGGGGCUCGUACGGCUUCAGCAGGCGGUGAACCGUUCGGCUGGCCUCCGAGCAGCAAUCCCCCGGACCUCCCGCCUCCGUCCCCACCGACCAGCGGACUUCUACCGGCGCCCGGCCCUCCAGGACCCCCGGGAGCGCCGAUCCGAGAGAUGUCCCUCCCCGACCUCACUGCCUCUAACAACAACAUGUCCUUGCCAUUGGUAAUAUCGAAAAAACUUUCAUUUUUUUUUAAUUCGUGUUCUAGGGUGACGAUUAACUCAAACCAUUGGACUUUUUAUGUUGAUUAAGAAGAAAGAUGUUUGAUACACAAUUUUUCCUUUCAGAACCAAGUCUCAGCGGCAUCGAUCCUGCCGAACUACGCCUGGCCCAACACGACGACCGCCGCCGCGGCCUCCCUGGCCAACGUCGCCGACAUCCGUUCGUUGGCCGCCCAGUUCGCCGGCGCCAACUCGCAGAAUCUGCCGACGGCGCAGCAGCAACUCGCAGCUGCUCAACAGCUGAAACUCGCCCAGGCGCUUCUCUUCCCCAACUCGGGAAGCAACAAUAUUUUGGGGGCUAAUCAGGCCUUGUUGAUGGUGGGUUUGGCGGCAGAAUCAUGUCUUUUAAAAAUAGUACAACGAAAUAUUUUUGAAGAGAAACAAUUUUUUAGAAGCAUAAGUUUCAAAAAACUCACACAAGAGGUCAUUAAUUUUUUUCACGUUAAAAAAAUCCUCAAAGAGGCAGUCAGAUUGUGUUAGAACCCCACGUUGAAAAAAAUACAUUUAGCAUAAGUAUUACUUACUUGUUAAGUAAUGGCUAUCAGGAAUCUUCCCCUAGACCUUCGGAAAAACUAGAAUUCAUAAAAGUUUCGCGAAAUUCCUCCCUAAUUUUUCCCUGUCGAGCAAAAAUAAUUUCCAGCAAGCCCAAGCGCAAGCUCGAGGCCUCCGUGGCGUGGAUCCGCUUCUGAUGGCUGGCCUGGGCAAUCUGAACCUCGGAGCGGCGGCCGCCGUCGCUGCUGCCGCCAACCCCUCCAACAACUCGAACAACGACUCGAUUCUCGGCGUCGGCGGAACUCCGAUGUCGCAGAGAGUCUCCGACUUGAGAGUUCACAGGUUUUCUCAGAAGCCUGCAAGAGUUACAACGAACAAAAUCCCUAUUAUUCAGUGUGUUCGGAACGAGUCAGCAAGGCAGUUCGAUCCGCGAGUUGCACUGUCCCUCGGGCUUCUGUCUCUCCGAAACGGACGAUAUUCUGAUCGCUGACACGAAUAAUCACAGAGUCGUCGUCUGCGGACCUCCGCAUCCCUGGAAGAUUGGACGACCGGGAACGGUAACUUUUUAGGAUUUUAUGAAAAAUUUUGAAACGAAGGAAUCACACAAUGUAAAGUAUCUUGGUUAAACUCGUAGAAUUAUAUUUUUUUAAAGCGAAACUUCUCUAUGAAUAUAGUCUGACCAAUAUUUGGGGUAACUUUCGAGAAAGAAAUACUCAUAUUUUGCCCUCGAAUGAAAAAUGGCUAGAAUUUCACUUUUUACUGAGUGAGACUGAAGCGACAAGUAAUAAAAAAAAUAAAAACUUUUUUUGAAGAUCGCUUGCAACUGAAAAGAGAUUAGUUUGAAUAUCCAAUAAUUUCUGUUCUUAGUUUUAAGCUUUUCCAAACAAAAAAUUAUUUCAACUUUUUUCACUGAUGGUGAAAAAAUUGUCUACUCCUCAUCUGAUUUUUUUAUUGAAUCAAUGGGAUUUUUUUUGUCAAUUUACGCUUAGCUAUGAUUGGAAUUUUUUUUCGAACAUCAGUGAAAAAAUUCUUAUGAAUGAAUUGAAAUUAUAUAGAGCCAAAAUAAGUCUGAGAAUCUGGAGCAAUCUAUAACUCAAAAUGCAAAUUCACUUGCUUUUUCCUCUCAGGACGAUGGCCAACUGUGUUUCCCCGGAAGGUGGUCUCGCUGCGCGGCGACUCGCCCCGCUACGUCGUCCUGGACAAGGGCGUCGACGGCAAGACCCGCGCCCAGAUUUUCGACGUCCGCGGCGAGUUCCUCAAACGGAUCAACAUGAGUGAGUUGCCACGAGCGUCGAGCGGCCAACGACGUGCUCUUGUCGCAGCAGGUGUAGUGACGAUGUUGCCGCGCGGCGGGAUCGAGGUCUCCGCCGCCACCGCCGCCCCCAACGGACAGCUCCUCCUCGUCGACACCAGCGGACUCGUCUACUGCAUCGGUCAGUUUCACGGCAAAUAUAAGUAAAUGGAGUUGAUGAAGAAGUAAUCAUUCAGUUCGCAUAUCAGCAAAGAAACCUUUCGAAAAUUUGUGCCUUUUUUGACCCGAAAUUUCAAAAUCCAAACCCUGAGAUAGCUUCCUCGGUUAAGAAUCACCAUUGAGAGCUGCUCAAAAAUAGCAAAUAUUGAAGAAUCUCGUCCAAUCUUCAUAUAAAACUUCAGAGGGUUUUUGAGCAAAAUUUUGAAAAUUCAAAACUUUUUUCUAAAUGCUUCAAAAUCUUCAUUCUCAUUAGAAUAAUUUCUAGAAGUUGACACUCCUCGUGUAACUUACUGCUUCGACGCCUCGCAGCAGCUCGGCGAAGCCAGCGACGUCGCCAUGAACGACAAGUACAUCUACAUCACCGACUUCAAGCAUCACUGCGUUCAAGUCUUCAGCACUGAUGGUAAUGAAGUAGAUUCUUGGUCGAAUAAACGAUAAAAAGGCUCUUAAAAGUCCUUUAAUUGAUUAUAUAAGUUUCUUCAAGUCAGAAUCCAGAAAAGAGCUUAGUUUUGAAGGCUGAUUAGAUUCUCAGCUUCCUUCAUUUCUAAUCUUUGAAAAUUUCCAGGAACGUUUGUGAGAAAAGAUGGGCGAGCCCUCGCAGACGCCUUACCCCAUCGGAAUCGACGUCUCGAAGAGCGGCGAGAUUCUCGUCGCCGACACCCACGGCAACCAUCUGCACGUCGUCGUCUUCAGUCCCGAAGGCGUCCAUCAGCAAUCUUUCACCCACAAUGAGUUCCGAGUGCGUUAUAGGAUGAUUUCGUGGAAUAUGCAGUUUUUGAGAGUAGUUUAGAGGAUCCUUCGAUUAAUCUCCAAUCUUCAUAGUUAUCUAUUAGGAAAAAGUCAAGAAAACUGACAAAAAGUAUAUUUCCAAGAAAGCUAGUUUUGUGCGGUUUUAUAGUAGGAUAUUUCAAAAAUUAAAAUAAAUUCCAGUCCGAAAAAACUUGAAAAUGUUAAACAGGUUAUCGCUUCUGUGUAUUUAAAAAAAGAAAAAUUUUCUCUUCAUCACUAAAUUUUAUUCAUGUAGCAUUAAGAAAACAUAGUAUUCUAUAGAGUUGAAAAAAGAAAUGAACUAUCCCUGUUUCAGCUCUCCCGUUGCGUCGGCCUCCGGAUCGCCAAGAGCGGCCACAUCGUCACGCUGUGCAAGCAUAAUCACACUCUUUUCGUCUUCAAACCCUUGUUUUUGCGUUGA
This is a messenger RNA of Caenorhabditis auriculariae, 7536 nucleotides long. The record is from the annotation of a GenBank genome assembly. Lineage: Eukaryota; Metazoa; Nematoda; Chromadorea; Rhabditida; Rhabditidae.